Messenger RNA from Erinaceus europaeus (western European hedgehog), 901 nucleotides. Its product is annotated as putative protein T-ENOL. The coding region runs from base 336 to 641 and encodes 101 amino acids. The record is from RefSeq and is a predicted model, not a curated record. NCBI's taxonomy places the organism in Eukaryota, Metazoa, Chordata, Mammalia, Eulipotyphla, Erinaceidae. The transcript has 5 exons.
AGCCUCUUGCUUUGGGGGUAGUCGCCCCCCGGGGCGGGGGGGUGGGGUGGGUGAGAUCUGGAAGGAUCUGAGGAGCGAACGCGGCGUGCAGGGAAAAUGCCCCGCUGGAGUUCUAGAACCUCAGAUCGCCUGGCAACCCGGGCGGCGGAAACUCCCCAGACACCAAGGGUUUUCUAGCGGCCGGUCGCGGCGCUGCCCCGGGUCCCCCCUCUUUCCAACCUUCCUCUCCGACUCCCCGCCCCCCCUCCGUGGACUGUCAUAGGAGUUCCUUCCAUCUCCCCGUCUCCUCUCCCGCCGAGUAGCUCAAGAUUGAUUGCAGCCUAUCUGCCAGGGGGAUGGCGUCCAGCGCUACCAGGACUGAGCAGUUAAAGGGCAACCAGCCACCCCAGGCUGCACCAUCGUUGGGUCCCAAGGCUACCUUGUCCCGCUCUGAGGAGUUCCUGACCCGGAUCAGCACAGAACUCACCAAUGAGGCCUUGUUUAUCGCCGGCUACCACCUCAACCCUGUCUCCCCCAAGGAGAAACAGACGCAGGAUCGAGGGACUCAGAUAUCCAGACACGCUGCGACCGAAACCGGACCCGCACCAAGGCACACCUCUUGCCAUCCCCUCGUGAGAAGGGAGCUCUGCCUAGCAAUCUGACAUCUGGAGCAUGAUGCCAACACUCUGUGGUGCUGCCCUCGGCCUCUCGCCCCCAACCCUGUUCUGCCACAGUACCCCUCCGAGCCACUCUUUCUCUGCUCACUCAACACUUUGGUCUGGGCCAGGGGGCUCCUGGUCAGGAGCAGCAUCACCCCCAGAGCCUCCAGAGUCGUCUGGAACAUCAUACACUUCCCCACCCACGGCUGGCAAGGACUCCAUCAGCCACCAAAGGUUUUAAUAAAGAGAGAGAUCUUCCCCUC